This is a messenger RNA of Nerophis ophidion (straightnose pipefish), 5752 nucleotides long. RefSeq names its product ankyrin repeat domain-containing protein 26-like. The record is from RefSeq and is a predicted model, not a curated record. Bases 535 to 5538 code for a protein of 1667 amino acids. The transcript is spliced from 35 exons. NCBI's taxonomy places the organism in Eukaryota, Metazoa, Chordata, Actinopteri, Syngnathiformes, Syngnathidae. Gene Ontology annotation, molecular function: protein binding.
CCUGGAGUUUCAAAUUCAGAUGGGUAACAGAUUUCGGUAGAACACCUGUUUAAACACGUCCGGAAGUAGAGUAUUUGUAGCGUUUUCUCUAGAAUAAAACUAAAUUAAGUAUUAUUUCUGUAAUGUAGAAGUGAGUGUAUAUAACUGUUGUCCGUCCAAGUUGUAUAAAUGUGGCGUUUAAAGUCGUCACUACAGCGAGGGCAAGGCUUCUGCUUUGAAGAGUGUCAAUAAAGCACCAGAAGGAGACAGUGGUGGAAUCCGUUGAUGAAGUUGUAAGAUUGGACCAAUUAGCUCAAACGUGACCGCGUUUGGAGCCACGACACUAAGGGACAAAACUGGUUUAUUGCACAGAGACUGGAACAGCUCUCAGAAACACAGGAUGAUUUAUCGUUGAAUCAGCACAUGUUGUACACCACGAACGCAGUCCUCCCGGGGCUUCCGGUCCGCUCUGCUGCUAAGCUUUCUGGGGGCAGUCUCAAGGAAUAGAUUACUGUAGGGCUUCUCAUUUUGAGGAUUAAGGAGGACCAGCCAUUGAUGACAAUCUCGCACCGAUUGAUUCGGUGCACAGUGCUGCUCUCUAAAAUGAAGAAGAUACUGAUGAAUUUUUCCAAGAAGAUGCGAACAGGCACGCCGGACAGCGGCUGUGCACUCUCUGUGGGAUACGAGGUGACUAAAGGGGAGCUGAAAAACAUCCACAAGGCUGCCUGGAAGGGCAAUUUGGCCAAGAUUGAGCGUCUGGCCAAGAGCAGUGACAUAAACAAGGUCGACCAGCAGAACAGGACGCCACUUCACCUCGCUUGUGCCAAUGGACAUGCCAGGGUGGUGAGAUUCCUUGUGGAGAAAAAAGCCAACCUCAAUUUAUGCGAUAACCACAAUAGGACCGCUUUAAUGAAGGCGGUGCAAGGCCAGCAUGAGCAAUGUGUGAACAUUCUCCUGGAAAACAAUGCAAACCCCAACCUGGUGGACACAGAUGGCAACACAGCUUUACAUUUGGCAUCAAGCUUCUCAUCUAUCUCCACUGUUAUAUUGCUCUUGAAGAAGGGUGUUGAUAUUGAUCCUUCAAAUCUGGAAGGUCUUUCCCCCCUGACAUUGGCAGUCCAAGAAGACUAUGUAAAAAUGGCAGAGUUUCUGCUGAAUCGAGGUGCUGAUGUUAAUCAUUUGGACAACCAUCAAAGGUCCCCAUUGAUGAUAGCUGCUGCCAAUGAGUGUGUCGAUAUGGUGCGACUGCUCCUGCAGUUUGAUGCAGAUACCACGCUGACCGAUAACACAGGGAAAUCAGCUAAGGACUACGCUGAGAUGAAUCAGGCGUGUUCCCUCCUUAUCAUCGAGCACGAUGCCCAGAGCAGCCAGGCGAACUGCUCAUCUCGCCCAUGUUCAAGUAAAAAGACGACACUGAAAACUGGCAUUGCUGCAGCAGGACCAUUCCUUGGCAUCCAGUUUUCUAUUCCGGAACCUACAUACGGCCUUGAUUCGACAGGCGCACAUGCUCAGAUGGAGAACCAAAUCCAACAAGAAGAAAACAAAUGUGAAGGAGAACACCAGAAACAAACUGACCUGAUGGAAGAGCUUGAUUUGGGAGCGUUUGAUAGUAUUCCAGAUUCAUCAGAUGCUGACACAUCUAGUACUUCCAGUAGGAGAAGUCUGCCUGUUUGCACUGAAGGUUCUCCGCCCAAAGAAGUUCCAGAGCGCUCCAGUCCCUCUGCUGAGCAGGUGGUAGCUGUAAUUCCGGAGGCAAUGGGCUCAGAUGGUACACUACCUGCUUACCAAGCUCCACAUCCUCAGACCUUAAUGAUGAUUAUACAAGAGAGUGAUGAAGAAUCAAUUUGGGACCAAGACAGUUCAUCUUCAUCAUGCGGCGAGACCAACGAUGACAAUCAGCAGCCUCAGGCAACACCUGGAGCAGACUUCCCUGAACCAGCAAGAGAGGAAAAAGGUAAUUUGCAAACUGACGAGCAGCAGGUGCACGAAGAGGAGACAAAGACCCAGGAUGAGAAGCUGUCCAAAAAAGUGGAGAAAAGUGAAGGGAAAUCCAUUUUCAGUAAUUUUUUUGGAGCAAUAAAGGGUACUCUUGGCAAGCCGUCCAGACCAGAAACCAAUACAGAAGAAAAGCAGGUUGAUUCAUCCUCUUCUAAAGAAGAUGAAAUUGAUAUGGAGGAAGGGCAAACCAGACAACUUUCACCUGAAGGAAAGAACAGGGUCCUCUUCGAUGAACACAAACAGGGGGAUUUUGAGUGCGAAGACUCUUUCCCAGCCUCUGUUGACAACUCCAUGAGCAAGGAGAAGAAACUGUCUGUUAUUCCGUCCCCUGUCCCCCAAUUUCAUCAACCCCAAGAACCCCUCCCAAGUGAGGAGAAACCAUCGUUUAGUCUGUCCCCUGUCCUCCUAUUUCAAAAACCUCAAGAACCCCUCCCAAGUGAGGAGAAACCGUCUGUUUGUCUCUCUCCUGUGCCCCUGUUUCAACAACCCCGUGAACCCCUCCCAAGUGAGUCGCCACAACCCCGCUCAGCGAAGAAGGAGAAUAUUUCUGUAUGUGCCACACCUGUGCCUUGCCACAACCAACAGAUGAGCAAUAAUCAAAAAGAACUAGAGGCUGCCCAAAGGACUGCUAAGAUUGUUUCAAUGACAAAUCCCAAUGUUUCCUCUGACACGAGUGAAAGUUCAGAGGAAGCAGCCGAAGCAGAUGAGGAACCUGUAAGGUUGAGUCAAACAGAAGCCUCUCGUCAAGUAGAGAAACCAGUAACCUCUGAGAGGGGGUUGGUGCAAUCAUCACUUGCACGUCAGCUCAUCUUCGAUCUCAGCAGACCUGGGGGACAGUCUUUAGAGGAGUGCUCACAGCUGACAUUGGUUAGCGAAGCAUGUUGCAUUCCCAAGAGCAGUUAUGGAAUCAACAAAGAUCUUGAGUUUGACAACACUCUGAAUGAUCUGUCGGAAGAUGACACAAGCAGGUGGCAGAUAAAAAGACAGAACACUACUUUAAACACUGAAGAGUUUUUUGAAGACACAGAUGAGUUAAUUUCGUCAUCAGAGGAGACUUCUGCCAUCGUGCAGAUGCUGAAGGAAGCCACUGCAGACUCCAUGAGUAAGAAGAAAGCACAGGACAUGUUCCAUGACCGCUCUGUUCGAAAAGAAAAAGGCCAUCAAGUCUUUGUUGCAGAAAAGCUGCAACAACAACAUAUUUGUGACUUGGAGGAAAAGAAUUUGCAGUUGGAAAGCGAAGUUGCGCACAUGUCACGUCAGCUGAAACGGAAGCAAGAAACUGUCAUGCUGUACAAAAACGCCAACGAGAAGCUUGAAGAGGACCAUAAACCCAGCCAAAUGCAAUGGACUCUAGAUCCCAACCGGAUGAACACGCUGCUGCAUAUGUCAAACUGUGAGAAGAUCAAACUUCAAGAAAUACAGGAGGAGUACAAAAAAAGCAAAAAUAAUGAGGAGCAUCUCAGGACAGAACUUCAGCAAUUACAGGUGAGCAGCAACAUCAAACAAACAGACCUGGUCCAGGAGAACGAGUCCCUCAGGGAACAGCUGGAAGAUGUUCGGCAAGAUCUCAAACUUGCCAAUGACAACCAGAUCCAUAGUGAAUUGGAUUGGAAUGCUAAAAUUCAGGAGUUAAUGUGUGAAGUGUCACUAGCAAACAACCUCCUAGAGAAAGAGCAGAAGGCUUGUGAAGUCUUGGUGGCAGAGACCCAAGCGAUCCGCUCCAGCCUGGCUGAGUUGGAGCAAACCCGGUCAGACUUGGAGAAAGCUCUGCACCUGGAAAAGGAGGAACGCCAUCGGCUUGAAAGUGAAGCCCACAGUCAUCGUGAAGUAGUCACCAAGCUGUACCAGAAGUUGACCAAGGUGAAAGCAAAUUCAGGCAGCUUGGAGAGCGAAGCACGUAAAUUAGAGGUCCAAAUAGCAGAGAAGACCCUCCAUCUGAACGCGGUGCAGCAUGAAAACGACCAAUUAGGUGCACGCGUUAAAGAGCUGGAAGCAGCGCUGCAGGCCGAGAAGGAGGUGGCCACUCGAACUGUUGCUCGGCAAGGGUCCACUCAGGAGCUCCUAAACCAAGCCCAGAAUGAUAGCAAGUUCUUCCAGCAACGGCUAGAGGAGGCCCAAAACAAAGCCAUUGCAAACGAGAAGGCUCUAACAGAUGCCCAGAAGUCUUUCAACGACAGUUUUUCCAAGCUUCAAGCCGACCGUGAUGACAGAUUACAACAAAUGCAGGAAAAAAAUAAGGAGCUUGCCAGUAAAGCAGCCGAAAAUGAAAAUCAUAUUCGCAAAUUAGAGCAGGAGAAAAACGAAAAGCAGACUUAUCAAAGGCAAAUGGAGCAGGAUAUGACUGAAAUGUCAAAGAACCUGUCAAAGUGUGAAGCUUCUCUAGAGAUUGCGACAACAUAUCGUAGGGAUUUGGAGGAGGAGAAGGCUCGGCUAAUCAAAGAGAUCGACAAACUUAAAGGAAAGCUGGAGGACAGAGAAGUUCAAUGCUUACAAGCUGAGAGGAACAAAAAUGAUCGAAUGAUCCAAAUGGAUGAAAGAGAGAAAGAAAUCAGCGUUGCCGCUCGGAAACAGAAAGAAGCACAGGCUGCCGUGGACGCCUCCAAUGACAUUAUCCAACAGUUAGAAGAGACGACGCAUAGGCUGGAGAUCGAAAACAUCAGGCUCAAGGCUUCUGCAAAUCAACACUGCCACAAAUUUGAAGCACUUCAAAAAGUCGCUCAGGAAGACGCAAGGAUCAGAGUUCAGUUGGAGGAGUUGGUGACAAAUCUUCAAAGCAGUAAAAUUACUUUGGAAGACCAACUUAACAAAGAGGUGCAGAGGCAAAGCCUGCUUACAAGUAACGCUCAAGACAGUCAUGCUAUGUGGAAGGAGGAGAUGAAGAGCCGUUCCAAGUUAGGGCUGCGUUUUGCAGAGCUUGAAAAGGAACAGAAGGAGCUGAACAACCAGAUGGAAUUGGAGAUGAAGAAAACAGAAAACAUACAAGAGCAGAAGAGGGCGGUUGACUUGCGGCUGGAACAGGAGAUGAAAAGAAACUCAGAUCUUCAAAAAGAAAUGUACAGGUUACAAUCGCUACUUAAAACAGCCAAGAAGAAAAUGCAAGACCACCAAUCAAGUGCUUUGGAAAAAGAAAAGAUCUACCACCAGCUCAACGAGCUUCAGGCAGAGUUGGAGAGAGAGAUUUCAUCUCGCAGUCAGUUAGAGAAGAUUAAGAGGCAGCUGGAGGAAGAGGUGAUCAGUCUGAAACGCAGCCAAGACCCCCCUGUGGACGUGAGUGCCCAGGCCCCAACAGGCAAUGGCUCAAAAAAACUCGGCCCUGUUACCGAGCCGACCUGCACUGUGGAGGACUACCUGAACAAGAUGCGUCACGACUUGGAAAUUGCCAUGUCAAGAGAGUUAGGCAUGCGUGAGUACUCGAAUGAAGCAAAACACUGGGUGUAUCCGAAGUCUGGCCCGAGGGCCAAUUCCUUGGUGAGACUAGACGUGUCUUCGGGACGCAUGUCGCCUGUCAGCAGGGCAAGGCAGGAGUAUGCCAAUAUACUCAAAAGGAACCAUGAGGUGUAAACCCUUGGGAAGCUAAUACCACACCAGAGGGUUACAACCCAAUGCUACUGUUUCAUGAUAUAAUGUCGUCCAUUUUGUAAGUAAUUUCUCCUUUUGUAUUUGUAAUGAAAUAUAUGUCAUCAUAUAAGAAACCUGUCUAGGUUUUAAAGAUGACCCAAAGAACAUGUCUCAACAACCAACCAACUCGACAAACGAGUCGUGUCAUUCCUGAGAA